AUGGAUUUUUCCGGGCUUAUUCCCUACGGCACGGUUCGAAGACGUGGCGCCAGCGUCACGCUGGCAGCGUGGGUUGAGCUGGCAGUGGAGGCUUCAUUUUCAAAGAUGCUCGCUGGACCAAGAACUACUACGAUGCCUCCUCCUCGACUUCAAGUGUUAAGCCACCGCAACAUGAUGAAUACUGCGAGCGCUGAGGAAACGCGCGGCCUGGGGAGCCGCCGCCGCUCCGCUCUGCAGACGAGCGCCAAGUUGGACGUCGUCGCCGAGGCUUGCUGUCGCCGGCAGCAGUGAGCGCAGAGCCUCAAGCCUCGCCCACGCGCUUCGCAAGUACUAAAGGAAGCAGCAAGUCUCCUCGAUGACAAGAGGAAAUAAAACAAGUGUCUUCUCCCACCGGAAGGCGCAUAGUGUAUUGGUCGGUGGGUCGAUCGCCGGGCGGCCGGCGCUCUUCGUGGGGGCUCCCCCCUCCUUUUAGACAGCCCAGAAUGACGGAAUUCUGACUCCAGUCUCCGCGAGUGAUAUGCCGCCUCCUAAUCAGCAGAACGCCCUCUCCACCCAACUUGGUUUCUCCAAAUAUUUAAAUCAGCUUCGACGAUCUCCAGUUUGUUUGCAUGCACGCCGCGAGAGCCACUCGACAACACCCCUCCCUGGCUGAGGGUGCCGCAAGAGCAAAAGGCUUGCGACCGGAAGGAGCGGACUCGCAGUGCGCGCACUUACUAGAUACCGACGAAAGCAUCCAUAAACAUGUUCCCCCAACUAAGACUUACAAAUCCUUAAUAGUACUACGUAGUAAAAACUACAGUAGUUUCA
This is a messenger RNA of Phytophthora infestans T30-4, 807 nucleotides long. RefSeq lists its product as uncharacterized. NCBI's taxonomy places the organism in Eukaryota, Oomycota, Peronosporomycetes, Peronosporales, Peronosporaceae. The record is from RefSeq and is a predicted model, not a curated record. Bases 1 to 291 code for a protein of 96 amino acids. The transcript has a single exon.